AUGAUUAUUCUAUCCUGGAAUGUUAGGGGUCUGCGACGACCUGAAAAGAGAAGAAAAAUUAAAAACUUAGUUAGGGAGAGGAAGAUUGAUGUCUUGCUGCUGCAGGAGACAAAGAGGAGUAAAGUAGACGACAAGUUCCUUAAGUCAUUAUGGCCAUGGGAGGAGCUAGAGAGCAUGGAGGUGAGGGCUGAAGGGAGUGCUGGUAUGGGUCUUCAUAAUUUUAGUUGUGUGAUUAUUAAUAUUUAUGCACCCAAUGAUGUGUUGAAAAGAAGACAGUUAUGGUAUGCUUUAGCCCAGCUUAAAUCAGCUUUCUCAAGUCCCUGGUGUAUAGGUGGAGAUUUUAACGAAAUAAGAUUCAUGAGUGAAAGAAAAGGAUGCUCUAGAAGGGAAAGAGGGAUGAAGGACUUCAAUGAAUUGAUUGAAAAGUUGGAACUGAUUGAUAUACCAAUGCUAGGCAGAAAUUUCACUUGGUGUAAUGCGAUGGAUGGAGAUAGAUGGAGUAGGAUUGAUAGAUUCCUUCUAGAUCCUACGUGGUUGGAAAAAUUAAAGUUGAAACAGUGGGGACUACCUCGAACCAUUUCUGACCAUUGUCCAAUACUCCUCAUGGAGGACGAGCGGGAUUGGGGUCCAAAACCUUUUAGAUUCAUAAAUGCAUGGUGUUUGCAUCCUAAAUUCAAAGAAGCAGUAAAGAAUUGUUGGGAAGAAACACAGGUAAGUGGGUGGGCCAGUUAUAAGCUAUUGAAAAAGCUAGGAAAUCUGCGAGUAUACCUAAGAAGAUGGAACUACGAGGUGUUUGGUAACCUUGAUGAACAGCUGAAACAAGCAGAGGAUGAAAUUCAUGAAUGGGAUUUAAAAGCUGAAGAAAGGAUUCUCCAUGAUUCUGAAAUUAAAAGAAGGGCAGAAGUUAGAAGUUUAGCCUGGGAUUUGAGCAAGAAAAAGGAAUGGUUGUGGCAUCAAAAAUCUAGAAUGGUGUGGGCUCAAAAUGGGGAUAAAAAUACCAGAUUGUUUCAUAUAAUGGCAAGUAAAAGGCAAAGGAAAAACUUAUUGAACUCAGUUAAUGAGCAUGGAGUACUGCAUGAUCAGCCUGGGAUGAUUAAACAGGCUGUGGUUAGCCAUUAUACCCAGCUGUUCAUUGAAGGAUGGAGGUGUAGACCAAAGCUGUCAGGUGUUUUUGCCUCAAUUAGUCAAAUAGAUUCAACUGAAUUAUUGGAGGCAGAUUUUUCCACUCCUAUGGAAAAUCCAGUGGGUCUAUGUGACUAUAGGCCAAUCAGUUUGGUUAGCUCCAUGUAUAAAAUAAUUGCCAAAGUCUUAUCAAAAAGGUUGAGGCAGGUCCUACCCAAGAUCAUUAGUGAAGUACAAACGGCAUUUCUGAGUGGAAGAUAUAUUCUAGAUGGAGUCCUAAUUGCCAAUGAGGUGGUGGAUUGGUGGAAAAGGUCAAAAAAGAAAGGAAUCAUACUAAAAUUGGACUUUGAAAAGGCAUAUGACUCAGUAAAUUGGGAGUUUUUGUAUUCAAUGAUGGCCAAUUUUGGUUUUGGUGAGAAAUGGGUGGGCUGGAUAAAGACGUGUAUAUCUACAGCUAGAAUUUCAGUACUAGUUAAUGGUUCACCUACUUCAGAGUUCUCCCCUAUGAAAGGCCUUAGGCAAGGUGACCCACUUUCACCUUUCCUUUUUAACAUUGUAGCUGAGGGCCUUAAUAUACUUAUGGAAAGAGCCAAAGAAGAGCGUUUGAUCAGAGGAGUCUCAGUAGGACCAAAUGAGUUAAAACUAUCACAUUUGCAAUUUGCUGAUGAUACUAUUAUCUUUUGUGAAGCUGAUUGGGAAGAAAUCGUUGCGGUGAAAAGGAUCUUAAGAUGCUUUGAGGUGAUGUCAGGACUCAAAAUAAAUUUCCAUAAAAGCAAAGUGUGUGGGGUGGGUGUUCAGGAUGACUUAGUAAAGGUCUUUGCAAAGAAACUUAACUGCCUCAGCCAAAAGCUGCCAUUAAACUAUCUGGGUCUUCCAUUAGGAGCAAAUCCUAGAAGUAAGAGCUCAUGGAAACCAGUAGUGGACAAGUUUAAGAGUAAGCUAGCUUCUUGGAAGAGAAGGUAUUUGUCUUUUGCAGGAAGAUUAACACUGAUAAAGUCUGUUUUGUCAAGCUUGCCAGUCUAUUUCCUAUCCCUAUUCAAGUUACCAGUGGGGAUUGCAAAAUCACUAGACAAAAUUCAAGCCAAUUUUCUUUGGGGAGGCUCUGAAAUCCAGAAAAAAGUGCACCUAGUUAGCUGGAAGGAGAUUUGUCUAAGCAAAGAUCAAGGUGGGCUAGGUGUGAGAAACCUAAGUCAAGUUAAUGAGUGCCUCUUAAUUAAAUGGUGGUGGAGAUAUGGCAAAGAGGAUUCAGCUUUAUGGAAACAAGUGGUGUGCAGCAAGUAUGGAAGUGUGGGUGGCAGAUGGAGCCUAUUUUUAGGUGAGUCUCGGUCUAUGUCAAAUUUGUGGAAGGGUGUACUUUCAGUGGCUGCAGAAAAUCCUGACUUGCGAGAUUUCUUUUUGCUAAACUUCAAGGUAAUUGUUGGAAAUGGUAGACGAGUGCGGUUCUGGAUUGAUAGGUGGCUUAAUAAUCAAAGUCUGAAGGAGGUAUUUCCCAGAUUAUUUUCCUUGGCAGUUGAAAAGGAUGGCACCUUGUUUGAGCAUGUCCAUAGCAGAGGUGUGGGUACAGCCUGGAACAUUGAUUUUAAGAGGCCUCUUCUUGCUUGGGAAGAGGAGGAAGUGUUGAAACUUAAUGAUUUGGUUCGGAGAGUUCCUACACUAAAUGAAGGCGCUGAAGACUAUUGCUAUUGGUUAGCGCACCCUUCGGGAGUCUUUACUGUGUCAUCAGUAUGGAAGUGGGUGGCAGCAUGUAAAGGGCCAAAUAUCUCAGUCACCAAAAGCAUUUGGAAUAACUUAGCCCCUCCCAGAGUACAGUUUCUGAGCUGGUUGGCUUGGAGAGGUAGGAUUAAGUCCUCUGAAUUCCUACAAAGAAUUGGAGUUUUGAAUUCUAGUGUUAGUGCACUGUGUGUGUUUUGUAAAACUGAGGUGGAGUCUCUAAAUCAUGUCCUCCUUCACUGUCCUAGGAUCUGGAGAAUAUGGGCCAGUAUUAUGUGUUGGUGGAACUUCAGCUGGGCUAUUCCUGGUUCAGUGGAGGCAGUACUCCACUGCUGGUUAGGUCCAGUUAUGAAGAAAAAGGUAAAGGAGAUCUGGAAGAUGAUACCUUUGGCAGUAUUGUGGUCUGUGUGGAAACUAAGGAAUGAGUGCAUAUUUAACGAAGCACAACCACCUGUGGAUGAGUUGGCUGAUCUGGUAAAAACCAGAGUUGCUAUGUGGACUGUAUCUUCCUUGAGAGAGUUUAAUUACUCGGUGCAUGAUGUGUUAUAUAACCUGAAGCAGUGGCAGCAUUCUUCAUGA
Molecule: messenger RNA, 3411 nt
Organism: Camellia sinensis
Lineage: Eukaryota; Viridiplantae; Streptophyta; Magnoliopsida; Ericales; Theaceae
Source: RefSeq, a predicted model, not a curated record